Molecule: messenger RNA, 1602 nt
Organism: Ctenocephalides felis (cat flea)
Lineage: Eukaryota; Metazoa; Arthropoda; Insecta; Siphonaptera; Pulicidae
Gene: Ptpa
Product: serine/threonine-protein phosphatase 2A activator
Exons: 9
Coding region: 104-1468 (454 amino acids)
Biological process (GO): mitotic spindle organization
Cellular component (GO): protein phosphatase type 2A complex; nucleus; cytoplasm
Molecular function (GO): protein tyrosine phosphatase activator activity; peptidyl-prolyl cis-trans isomerase activity
Source: RefSeq, a predicted model, not a curated record
AAUAAUUAUAAUUAAUUAUAAAAUGUAAAAUUAGAUGCAUUCAAAAUUAAACGAUAUAAUUAAAAAAAGUUGCCUAAUUAAAAUAUUACUUUAGAGAACAAAGAUGAGUGUUAGUAGUGCGUCCGAUGUUUUUGAAGCAAAUGGAGAUGAACAUGUUUUUAAAAUACCUGGAAAGGCAGUUAAAAGCCAACAGGAAAUGGUGUUAUGGGAAAAAUCAGAAGCCUAUCUGGAAUAUAAAGGAUUCAUUCUUUCAUUAAAUGAAGCAAUAAAGGGAAAAUCUCUUUCGUAUCCCACUGAAAUAUCAGUACCCAUUCAGAAUACUGUGGAAUUACUAAAUAAAUUAGACAAAAUGAUUGAUGAUACUCCACCAAUUAAUCAGCCUCAAAGAUUUGGCAACCAGGCAUUUCGACAAUGGUAUAGUGGAUUAAAAGAGGUGGCUUUAGAUUUAUUACAAGAUGUAAUACCUAUUCAGUUGCACAGUGCUGUACCUGAAGUUCGAGUAUAUUUAAUUGAAGCCUUUGGCAACGCAACCAGAAUUGAUUAUGGAACUGGGCAUGAAAUAUCUUUUGUUAUGUUUAUGUGUUGUUUGUUUAAAAUAGGAUUUCUUAAAGAAGAUGAUAAAAUUGCAGCUGUUACUAAAAUAUUCCAAAGAUAUUUGGAAAUAGUUCGCAAACUGCAAACAACAUAUAGAAUGGAACCAGCAGGUAGUCAUGGAGUUUGGAGUUUGGAUGAUUAUCAAUUUGUACCAUUUAUUUGGGGUAGUUCACAAUUAUUUGCACACCCUAUUAUUGAACCCCAUAAAUUUGUUGAAGAUGAAAUAAUUAAUACUUAUAGCAAAGACUAUAUGUUUAUUGGUUGUAUUGAUUAUAUAAGAAAAGUAAAAACUGGAAUGUUUGCUGAACACUCAAAUCAGCUCUGGAGUAUAAGUGGGGUUUCUUCCUGGUCAAAAAUAAACUCUGGUCUUAUUAAAAUGUAUCAGAAAGAUGUUUUAGGCAAAUUUCCAGUGGUGCAGCAUAUACUUUUUGGUUCAUUGUUAAGUUUUAAAACAGUUGAGAAUCCAAUGAAAUUGAGGUCUACACGAUUACAAUAUAAACCACCACCUAUUUUCACAACUCCUUCUUCAGUUUCUGCAGAAGAGACUAGAGAAAAAUGCCAUUGCCGUGAUGUAUUGAAGAAAGCUCCCUCAGCAACAUCAACCGAGAUAUCUACUAUGUCACCUUCAACAGCUAGCAAGAAGUCAGUUAGCACUACUUCAGUGUCUGUAGAAAGUGAGGCGUCUAUUGGAAGUUUGAGAGAUGUUUCUGAAGGAACUGGAGAAGGAGAUUAUACUAUUCCUGAACAAUCUAUUGGAGAAGAGCUAAGCGUUGGUGAAGAAGAAAUUUGCAGUGAAAAUUAUGCAGCAUAUUCAACAGAACAUACAGAUUCUAAGCAUCAGUCCAGUGAACAAUCUUCCAAAACAUCCACAUAAAAGCUUAGUUAAAAUGUUAUUGAUUUAGAGGUAAUUAUAUAUUCCGUACAUUGAAAAAGUUGCUUUAAUUAAAUUCAGUCUAAUCAUAAAUUAUUGUGUAUAAAAUUGUUUUAUUGCAAUAUAGUUAUUAAAUA